UACCAGCCAGGCAGCCAAUUUCACGAACAAAAAAGCGGUGCCGUUUUUAUCAUUUUUCAGCACCAAACCGUCACCGUUUCGUUUUCUUUCUCCAACCUUAUAAUCUUCACAUUUUUAUUGCUUUGUCCUUUCAUUUCCCAGACUGUGGAGGGUUUUUUGUGUUGUUCUUCUUUCAACAAAAUGGGUAUCAAAAAUGCCCAAACAACCGUCCCUGACCUAAUUUCUCCAUUAAAAUCAGCGUUCCAAGAUUCUUGUUUCUCCGAAGUAGAAGAAAUUUUAGUGUCAAGAGAAGCCAAAAUGAAGCAAGAAAUUGAAACGUUGAAACAAGAGAAGAAUUUGGCCGAACUCAAAUUUCAGGGGGAAAGAUUAGAUAAAAUAGAUAUCAAGCGAAGCUAUUCAAAACUUCAAGAGGAAGUUUCUCUUCUAAAAGAAGAGAAACUGAAGAGUAUUAAGCUAAUCAAUGAGCUUAAUACUAAAAACUGUGAGUUAGUAUGCGAUAAAUUGAGGGCGGAAAAUCAGGUGGAGGUCAUUACAAGGAAAUUUGAUGAAUUGGAAGCUAGGGUUUCCAUAUUAGAGAAAGAUAUGGAGAUUCUGAUGAAGGCUGAGCCUGCUAUGCAACAAAAUGUUAACAAUAUCAGAACUGAGGCUAACGAAAUACAUGUUGCUGUGGCUGAUGUGAAAAUCGAGAAGGGUGACGAGAGUGAUCAUCUGGAGAUAAAGAAAGACUCCAGCUUUCAUGGAACAGGUAGUGAAAGAUCUUUAUCUAAAAACAUUGUGGAGAUUUCGGAUAGUGACAACGAUGACUCUCCGCAUAAUGUUUCGAAUGCAAGAGCUAGGGCUUCCCCAAAAGACUUGGAAGAUGAAGCUCCUAGGGUGCUUAAAAGAAAACGGGAUUCAUCUAUUGACACUGGUGAAAAUGACAUCAGAGAUACUGAUAAUGCCGAACUGCUCACUGUGCCUAAUAAAUCUCCUGUCAAGCAUGGUUCAGCAGCAUCUAUGUCUCUUGGGACUAGCAAUGUUGGAAAAGAAUUUACGCCAGUGAAGAUAGCUACUUUGCCUCAAUCGAAAGAGAAAGUUGGGACAAGUAUUUGUCUCAACAGUUCUAUGUCCGAAUCAAGUUCGAGCUCCUCCGAUUCAGACGAUGACGUGGAUCUCUCAGUGGUCUUGCCAAUUAAAUUUUUCCAACCUGGAUUUGCUAAUAGAGAUCAUAAUAGGUGGGAGUCUCAAGCUAAUAUGCUAAUUGCAUUUGAGAGAGAUGAAGAGCUUUGCAUGAAGGCUGUAUGUGCUUUGUACAGACAACAAAACUCAGUGAACAUAUUCAUGUCUAGCUCUUCAGCUUCUCCAAAUAAAGGUUUUAAAAGCUCCGCCACAAUCAGGGGCACUACCUUGGCCAAGUUUCUCAUGGAUGGUGAUCCAGCAGGGAAACUAAAGAAAUCAAAAGAAGAGUUGAUAGCUUUUGACAAAAAGGGUCUUGAUGACUGCAAGAAGCUUGCUAUUGAACACUCUAGUCAGUUGUUCGAAAUAUACCAGAAGCACGAAGAUCCUCUGUUCUUGAAUUGAAAAGUAGUAAUGUGGUUGAUAGAAGCUUAGUCCUAACUUAGAUUUGUUAAUCCAAGCAUCUCAGUGGAUUGAUUUUUUUGGAUUUUGACUUGUGAUGGUGCUGAAUAGCAUUCACCUGAUAGGUUUACUGUAGAUAGUUGCUACAUUACAUCAUAGGAAUUUUGCUGUUUCUAUUAUUAAUAUAGAUACAAGCUCUUAAGCUUCCAUUAGAAGCAUGGUUGGGGAGCUAGCUCUUAUGUAGAGGAGGGAUGAAUCAUCUGCUGUAGUUAUAUGGGACUUUGAAAUAUCAAAUAUUAUUUACUCUUUACCACA
This is a messenger RNA of Mercurialis annua (annual mercury), 1872 nucleotides long. RefSeq lists its product as uncharacterized. Lineage: Eukaryota; Viridiplantae; Streptophyta; Magnoliopsida; Malpighiales; Euphorbiaceae. The transcript is spliced from 3 exons. The record is from RefSeq and is a predicted model, not a curated record. Bases 181 to 1560 code for a protein of 459 amino acids.